CUACAAGUCCGACGUCCACCAUCAUCAGCUCUCAAGACGUCCCACAGUCGGCCUAUGAGGACCUGGAUGCACAUAUGGCACCCAAACCCUCAAGUCCAAAGUCCACCAUCACCAGCUCCUUUGACGUCCCGCAGUCGGUCUACGAAGGCUUGGAUGCUCCGAUGCCUACUGUCACAGAUGGAAGCCACUCGGAUGUUAAUGUCAAGCCUGUACCUCGUCCCAGGUCUAGAAUACAACCAAAGUCUGAGCAUAACAACAACAACAACUGUUGACUCUUCAGACACAACUAGCGAUACAACCGAUGCAGUGCCUCAGAGUUCCCAACUCAAUGAGCGUCCUGCAGACUUUAAGACGCCUUGUCCCGUUCGUCCUCCACGACCGCCGCUGAGCAAAUAUAUGACCUCCACAACAGCAGUCUAUGGAGGCAAUCAGUAUAUGAUUUCACAAUAUGAGCCAAAUGUUGGGACUGCAGCUGUCAGUCCUGAGAGAAAACCACCUUCUCCAGGGCCGGCACGCCCGCCUCCUCCCUGCAUCGACUACGCAAGACGUUCUAAAAUGAAGCUACCCUCUGUGAAACAGAGCUCAACUGAUGAGAGUGCGCAAUCCACACCCACCUACGUCAGCUUCGUGCAACCCUCUUCAACUGUUUCUGAUGGAGAGGUCACAUACAGCCCAGACAGACCAGCAGUUCCGCCUCGGAUCUGGGCUUCCUCCCUGACUCGCUCUAAGUCGAUGCCGGAAACCUCGCCUACACAGACCAGACCACCCCCACCUUGUUUCACCCCGCCUCCCCCACCUUCAAUAUAUACAGAUUCGGAGUCGAUUUACAGUGAGAUCGAGCACUACCUGGACGUCCUGCCAGAGGAUGAAGAUAAGAUAACUGUGACUUCAGACAGGCCAACGUUUCGCUACCAGAGUGGCAUCUCCACUUCUCGUCAACCGUCCACAGACGACAAAGAGGACAUUAUCGGGAUGUGUCGAUGGUUGAAAAGAGUCUCAAAAUCUGACUGCAUGACUCCGUCACUGUAUGGCCUCAGUAUAGAGGAGGAAAUCAGGUCAUUCAACGAGAGAGCGAUGAAUGUGAAAAAGGCCCUGCGUCUCUACAACCUCCUGAUGAUGAAACGCAGCGACUGCAUGAAGAACAUCAUCACAGAGUUCAGCACCAUCUCAGAGAGCCUGGACAAGAUGCAGAAGAAAACCAAAACCAUGGACAUCGCCGGAGGAACCACGGGCGCUGUGGGAGGAGUGACCGCAGUCCUGGGCAUCGCCUUCGCUCCGAUGACCUUGGGGGCCUCGCUGAUCGCUACAGCUGUUGGAGCCGGCAUGUUGGCGUCCGCUGGAGGCAUGGGGGCCCACACUGCAAAGACCAACAAGAAGAAGGUGGUGAACAGGAUGACAGUGGAGAAACUAAUGUACGACUACAAGGGAAAUGUGGUCGAGCCGGAGCUUUGUCUGGGUUUUAUCCUCUCUGGGAUGAACGAGCUACGAAGGCACGAAAUCGCCAGGAUUCAGAGGGCCGGAGCCCAGACUGACGCUCUGAAAGUGGCUCAUCUGGCACAGACGGUGUUUAACAUGAACUACGAUAGGAGGUUGUCGGUUCCACACAUGGGAGGGAUGUCAUCUGAGAGACUGCUGAUGGCGUUUGCAAAAGAUAUGGAUCUGUAUUUCACAGAAAAGGAAGGGCAGAAGCUGAAGAAGUCCAUUAAGAGCAAGUUUUCCGGUAGAGUUCGUCUGCUGUCGGAAAAUCUGAAGGAGGAACUGAACCAGAUGAUUCGCCUCUGGGAGAAGUUUGUUUGAAUCAAAAUACUGUGUGUGUGUGUGUGUGUGUGUGUGUGUGUGUGUGUGUGUGUGUGUGUGUGUGUGUGUGUGUGUGUGUGUGUGUGUGUGUGAGAGAAAGUUGAAUUGUGUAACUGGAGAAGACAUGCCUUAUUUAGUUUCUUUUUGUCCUAUUGGUUUUGUCUAAAUGUAUUUAUGCUGCUUUUUAAAAAUAUAUUUAUUGAUGUACAGUACUUUUGUCAACUCUAU
This is a messenger RNA of Notothenia coriiceps (black rockcod), 2025 nucleotides long. RefSeq lists its product as uncharacterized. Gene Ontology annotation, cellular component: membrane; extracellular region. The record is from RefSeq and is a predicted model, not a curated record. Bases 55 to 1797 code for a protein of 580 amino acids. The transcript has 12 exons. Gene Ontology annotation, biological process: lipid transport; lipoprotein metabolic process. Lineage: Eukaryota; Metazoa; Chordata; Actinopteri; Perciformes; Nototheniidae. Gene Ontology annotation, molecular function: lipid binding.